CAAGGAAUGGCGGAAGUGACGUUAAACGCACUCUACUUUCUGAGAGUGCGAAAGUGAAGAUAGGGAAAGAUGCCGAAAGUUGUUUCUCGUAGUGUUGUUUGCACCGAUACUAAAGAUCAAGAAGAAUAUCAAGGCGAAAAACCUCUUUAUGUAUACUACUGCCUCUGCGGGCAAAUCUCCCUCAUUUUAGAUUGUCCUAUGGACAAGCUUCCAAUGAGAAGGAGGGAUAAUGCCAGAGUGAUCGAUAGCCAGAAACAUGCACAUAAGUUAACUUGUGAUCCUGAUGAUAUUAUUUAUCUCAAAAGACCAGAAGGCAUUGAAAAACAGUAUAGACAGAAAUGUAAAAGAUGUGGGCUCUGGUUAUACUAUCAUCACCAAGGAAACAGCAAGGUGAUGUUUAUUGUGGACGGAGCGCUGAAGAGGGAUGCAAAGAAAACGGAUGUAUACAGUCAAAUUUCUGAACCAAAGAAGGUGACUCUUACCAAACACACAAAGAAUAUGGGCAAAUUCAGCUCUGUGACAGUGUCAACCGUUGAUGAAGAAGAAGAGGAAAUUGAAGCAAAAGAAAUAGCAGAUUCCUAUGCAGCCAACGCCAGAGUGAUUGAGAAACAGCUGAUUAGGAAGGGCAUGACCAAACGCAAGAUGAUGGAAGAGGCUGAGGAAGCAAAGAAGAAACCUAAAGGAACAUUGAUUGAUAAGUGAUGAGAUACGCAAAUGGCCUUCAGUAUCCCUCAAGGGACCAUCUAAUUAAAGACAGAUCGCAUUCAAUAUGCUUCUUACCAGGACCCACUAGGGACCACCAAAUUAAAGACUGACUGCAUUAGGUAUGCUUCUAAUCAGGACCAACCAGGGACUGCCGGAUUAAAUACGGAUUGCAUUCAAUAUGCUAUUACCAGGACCAACCAGGGACCGCUGGAUUAAAGACUAAUUGCAUUCAGUAUUCUUCUAACCAGGACCCCCCCAGGGACCUCCAAAUUGAAGACAGACAAAAUUCAUUAUGUACUGGUUGUUGGGUUUGCAUUUAAAACUUUAGUUCAGUGAGUUCGGCAGAACAGAAAUAAUGGCUUAGCUGUGAGAAACCAGAUAAUUGCUUGUGAAAAUCAAGAUGCACAUAAGAGGAACUCGACUACACUUAUGUUAUGGCUACCGGGCUGUAUGAACAGUGAUAAUAAUAAGACAUUGCAGCUUUUUCCCUGCAGUCUUGUGAACAGGAAGUGGUGGUAGUAUAAAACAGGACUACAUCUUAAGAUUCUAUGGAGGACCAUUUUGGUCAGAAAUUCUACUUUCUUCUGUUAAUGCUGAAUGGCCCUUAAGUGUCUACCUACCUACAUACACAUUAAACAUCUCUUGUAUAAUUUUGUUAUAACAAAGAAGCACAAAUGAUGAAUAAAGAGAAAUUUAAGCUCACCUGACCCAAAACAAACAAAAAUAUGAAAAGGGUGUCCACACAACAUGACUACUGAGUAUGUAAGUGUUUGUAAGGAUGAAAUGGCGGUAUGAACAUAUUUGUAAGUUGAGGCACCUGGUAAGAUUGUUUAGUGGUUGUUGCUUGUAUGCAUUGUAUGUGUGAGAGAUUUUGGUGUCCGAAUAAAGUAAAAACAAUGCUUCAUGAU
Messenger RNA from Pecten maximus, 1613 nucleotides. RefSeq names its product UPF0428 protein CXorf56 homolog. The transcript is spliced from 7 exons. The coding region runs from base 70 to 702 and encodes 210 amino acids. The record is from RefSeq and is a predicted model, not a curated record. NCBI's taxonomy places the organism in Eukaryota, Metazoa, Mollusca, Bivalvia, Pectinida, Pectinidae.